GAUUUAUAUAUUAUAUGCAUUAUACUAUUCCUACUAUUGUGUUUGAAACUCUGUUAUAACUUUACGUUAUGAUAGCAGUUUGUUCUUUAUGCAAGUUCUGUCUAGUCUUCAGAAAAGGCCAUUACAGCAACCUACUGGAUGUUAUUAACUUGUCUGAAACUGAGAGUAUGUCCUUGAACCAGUCUGUGAUGGAUACCGCUAGAGGGAUCACUGAACAAAAUGUGCUGCACCUUGGAAUGGAAUGACAUGUUUAUCCUUUCUGGGGUGGAAUGCAAUGUGCUUGUGGCAUUUACCCCAGGCUCCUGUACUUUGGAGGAAAGAAUGCAUGGAAACAUGCACUGCUGGCUAUGUAACAGCACUUCACAGGAACAAGUGGCCUCCUCUGAAAGAUUACUGGGGUAAAAGCCUUGUGAGGAUCUCCAGAGCUGCAGGAUUUGGUGUCUCCAUCCACAUGUGCUUCUCGGUCUUUACAGUCACAUGGAGGAGGUCUAAAGAGAGAUCCAGAAUAAUCAUGUGGCAGAUUUUGUGCACUAAUGUUUUGGUAGGAGUUGUCCCCCGGACUCCAGUUUACCAGAGCAUGGAGGUAUCAAAAAGGAGGAUGAUGGUGCUUUGUUUUCUGAGCAGAACACUGCAGCUAGCAAGAUAUUCAUCCAGUCCACUGGGGAGGCAACUCUGCUCAACCAGUGCAAAGAAGCCUGUGCUGACUUUAUUCACCAAGAAACCAUGCCCUCUGUGUGAUGAAGCAAAAGAAGUCCUUGAGCCAUAUAAGAGAAAGUUUAUUUUGCAGGAGGUAGAUAUUACACUUCCAGAGAACUCGGCAUGGAAUGAUAAAUACAAAUAUGACAUACCUGUUUUUCAUUUAAAUGGGAAGUUCCUAAUGAAGCAUCGAGUGGACAUUAAAAAGUUUGAGGACCAACUUAAGAAACUGGAGUUGCAAAAAUGAUGAAAACCAGUGAAGAAAAUGCAGCUGCUUUGGUAUGGAUCUGAAAGGCCUGUGCAAAACGUACUGUGCACUGUGUGGAAAACCAGUAUGCAUUAUCUAGCCUUGUGUUUUCUGGAACAUACAGUGUCAGUGUGCAAAAAACUUGAGUGAUUUGUGUUCUAUUUUGUAUUAAUCACCCAGCCCAGCUGCACUGGUAGCUCAUUUGCUGCUCUCCUGGGCAGGCUUUGCACUGACAGAAUAAAUGCUGCUCCAUAACAACAGAUAAA
Molecule: messenger RNA, 1209 nt
Organism: Chiroxiphia lanceolata (lance-tailed manakin)
Lineage: Eukaryota; Metazoa; Chordata; Aves; Passeriformes; Pipridae
Gene: CZH5orf63
Product: chromosome Z C5orf63 homolog
Exons: 7
Coding region: 242-943 (233 amino acids)
Source: RefSeq, a predicted model, not a curated record